Molecule: messenger RNA, 2715 nt
Organism: Vigna unguiculata (cowpea)
Lineage: Eukaryota; Viridiplantae; Streptophyta; Magnoliopsida; Fabales; Fabaceae
Product: receptor-like protein 6
Source: RefSeq, a predicted model, not a curated record
AUGAGAAUCCAUAAAAUCUUCUUCCGUGUCUUCAUACCCUUGUGCAUGAUAUACUUGAAUAUCAACAUCAACGUAGCAACAUGCCACAGUCUUCACCAUCAACAAUUCUUAUUACUUCACUUUAAAGACAGCCUUGUAUUCAACCCAGCCACAUCUGAAAAAUUGGUUCACUGGAACCAAAGCAGUGUUUGCUGUCAAUGGAAUGGAGUAACAUGCAGCAAGGGCGUUGUCAUUGGUCUUGACUUGAGUCAGGAAUUUAUUUUUGGAGGACUAGAUAAUUCCACUCUCUUUGAACUGGAAUAUUUGCAGAGGUUGAAUCUGGCUUACAAUCAUUUCAAUUCUUCCAUUCCUGUCAACUUUGGCAAGCUAAAGAGUUUGAGGUACUUGAAUUUAUCAAAUGCUGGAUUUCAUGGCCAGAUUCCAGGUGAGAUUUCUCAUCUGACAUAUUUGACAACACUUGACUUGUCAACACCACUUACCUCACAACCUAUUCUUAAACUCCAGAAUCCAAAUAUUUCAAUGUUUUUGCAGAAUCUUGCAAAAAUCACAGAACUAUACCUUGACGGUGUAAAGCUAGCAACACUUGAGAAACUCUCAAUAAUUAGACUGAGUCUGAAUAACAUCUCAAGUUCGGUGCCAGAAUUCUUUGCAAAUUUCUCCAAUUUGAAUGUCUUAGAGAUCAGCAGUUGCUCGUUGAGUGGUCUUUAUCCAAAGGGCAUCUUUCAACUACAAAUCCUAAAGGUUCUUGAUAUAUCAAACAACAGGGAUCUUCAUGGAGUUUUGCCAAACUUCAUACAAGAUGCUCCGCUUCACACCAUGAAUCUUAGUAAUACAAAUUUCUCUGGUAAGUUACCAGGUUCUAUUUCAAAUCUCACUCAGCUUGUUCAUUUGGACUUAUCUUUUAAUAGGUUUACUGGUCCUCUUCCCUCUUUCAAGAUGGUAAAAAAUCUCAGAUAUUUAUCAAUCUUGAACAAUAAUCUGACAGGAGUUAUCACUACAACUCAUUUUGAGGGACUUGAAAAUCUCCUCAGCAUCAAUCUAGGAGAUAAUUACCUUAGUGGAAACAUUCCCAUGUCUCUUUUUACACUUCUAUCUUUGCAAGAGCUUACACUCUCUCAUAAUGAACUUGAUGGUUUAUUAGAUGAAUUUCCAAAUGCUUCUUCCUCAAAACUAGAGUUGAUUGACUUGAGCAGCAAUAGAUUGAAUGGCCAUAUUCCCGUAUCUAUCUUUCAUAUUAAAGGACUUCGUUUCCUACAACUUUCUGACAAUGAAUUCAAUGGCACCAUGCGGCUUGAUAUGGUUCAAAGGCUUCAAAAUUUGCAUACAUUAAGUCUUUCUCACAACAAAUUAUCAGUUGAUGUAACUCUUAAGGAUGAUCAUGACAUUUCAUCCUUUCCCAGCAUGAAAUAUUUAUUGUUGGGUUCUUGCAAUUUAGGAGAAUUUCCGGGGUUCCUGAGAAACCAAACCCAAAUAAAUGCUUUAGACCUAUCCAACAACCAGAUUCAAGGAGAAAUACCAAACUGGAUCUGGAGAUUUAAAUCUCUGGUUUAUUUAAACCUUUCGAACAAUUUUCUCACAAAUAUGGAAGGACCCUUUGAUGAUCUGAAUUCCAACCUAUACAUCCUUGAUCUUCAUUCCAAUCAACUCACUGGAUCAGUUCCCACUUUCACAAAAUAUGUGGUCCAUUUAGAUUACUCAAUCAAUAAAUUCAGCACUGCGCCACUCAACAUGGAUAAGUAUGUUCCUUUUGUAUACUUUCUCUCCCUUUCAGAUAACAACUUUCAAGGAAAAAUCACCGAGUCCUUUUGUAAUCUGUCUUCUCUCCGGUUACUUGAUCUUUCUUAUAAUAGCUUCAAUGGCCUCAUCCCCAAGUGCUUGAUGAGAAGGAACAGUACCCUCCGAGUACUAAAUCUUGCUCAAAACAAACUCCAGGGUUAUGUUUCUGACACCAUUUCAAGUUCAUGUAGUUUAAGAUUCCUCAAUCUCAAUGGAAAUCUCUUGGAAGGUGUUAUCCCAAACACUCUUGCAAAUUGCAAGAGUCUACAAGUCUUAAAUCUUGGAAACAAUAUGUUUGAUGAUAGAUUUCCUUGCUUCUUGAUGAAAAUUUCCACCUUGAGAGUGCUGAUUUUGAGGUCAAACAAACUCAAUGGUCCUAUUGCAUGCCCACGUAGCACUAGCAAUUGGGAUAUGCUUCACAUUGUUGAUCUAGCAUCCAAUAAUUUUAUUGGUAUUUUAACUGGACAAGUUUUGAGAGGCUUGAAACAAAUGAUGCGAUGUGAGACCGAAUCCCAUGGGAAGUACGGGACACUAUUUUUCGAUAUCUUUGAUGACAUUAUGCGUUACAAUAGUUUGUCUACGUUGUCGUGCAUCAACAAAUUUCUAGUAAUAAAAUUGCACAAAUUGUUGGAAACUGAACCUUAUGAUGUGCUUGUCCACAUUUUUAAUUAUUAUAGAGUUUCUAACGAAUAUGGCAGUCGCUACUUGGAUUCAGUUACAGUUGUGGACAAAGCUUUGCAAAUGAAGUUGAUCAAAAUUCCCACUAUCUUCGCUUCCUUGGAUCUCUCCUCCAACCAUUUUGAAGGUCCAAUACCUGAAGAACUUGUGAGUUUGACUGCACUGAAUGUUCUUAACUUGUCACGAUACUUUCUCAAGCCACAUCCCCUCAUCAAUUGGAAAUUUGAUGAAUAUAGAAUCCUUGGACUUGUCAAACAAUAG